CUCCGGCAUCUAAUCUAAUGUAAUAUAAUCUAAUAAAGUCGGGGCGCGACCCGGACGACGGAAGCCGCUACUCCCAUGUCUCCCGCCGCCGCGGCCACCACCACAACGGCGGCGUCGCCGCCCGGCUCCUCCCUCCUCCACCGUCUUAUCGCACUGGACACGGCCUUAUCCCUCCGCAUCCACUCGCUCUGCCGUCCCGUCCCCCGCUCCCUCCUCAAAGCCCUCGAGAUCUCCGGCGACGGCCGUUUCUGGUUCCCCAUCCCCCUCGCCCUCCUCCCCUUCUCCUCCUCCGCCUCCUCCGACGCUUUCCAUCUCCUCCUCGCCCUCCUCCUCGGCUCCCUUCUCGACCUCCUCCUCGUCGGCCUCGCGAAGCACCUCGUGCGCCGCCCUCGCCCCGUCUACAACAAGGGCAUGAGCCUCGCCUUUGCCGUCGACCACUGGUCCUUCCCCAGCGGUCACUCCUCCCGCGUCUUCUUCAUUGCCUCCUUCCUCCGACUCUCCGACGCCUCCCUCCGCAGCCUCCUCGCCGGCCGCGGCUGGAUCGGCGUCUACUACGGUGGCGACCCCGCCGAGCUCCUGGUGCGCCUCGUCUUGGUCUGGUCUGCCGCCACCUCCGGCUCUCGGGUCCUCCUCGAGGUUGCAGGAAGCUAACAUGUCGCUGCUUAACCACGAUGCAGCAUACUGAACAUGCACGUCAAAUGGCUGAUGUGGAGUGUCAGAAAAUGAUUGUUAGCCUACAGAGAGUUGCUUCCAUUGAUUGCUGAACUAGUUCGACUGGAAGCUGCCUGCCAGAGAUUAACUCUCAUAUUGGCAAAACCUAAAUAUAGCAGAAACAAGCAGCAAGAUUGUGUUGGCAUCCAAGAGCACCUCACAUUAAUACAUAAUGCUGGGUGUUUGUUGGUGAUCUAAAGCUGGUGUUUGCUGCAGGGUGCCCUUUCUUUGGGAGGCCCGACAUGUGAAGUUCACAUAGUUGAAUGCUUUUGGGAAUCCAAUGCUGAUAUUUAGAAAUUGGAAUUUGAGGUUCCUGUGCCAGUGUACCCAUUCUUGUGCUGCACUAUUUUUGACAAACUAUCAUAUUAAGGA
Messenger RNA from Phoenix dactylifera (date palm), 1083 nucleotides. RefSeq names its product putative lipid phosphate phosphatase beta. The record is from RefSeq and is a predicted model, not a curated record. Gene Ontology annotation, molecular function: sphingosine-1-phosphate phosphatase activity. Lineage: Eukaryota; Viridiplantae; Streptophyta; Magnoliopsida; Arecales; Arecaceae.